AUGGCUUCAUUAAUGCGCAUGAAGGCCGCAACAGGCCUCUCCGGCCUAUCACGCGUCGCCAUCUCCCGCGUCAGCCUCGCACACAGCGCCAUCCUCUGCCAGCGCGAUCCCCAACGACGACUCUUCAGCAACUCCAGCAUCUUCAAUGGCUCGUAUAUCGUCUCCGUGCCGCCCAUGGCAGAGUCCAUCACCGAGGGAACAUUAUCCAGCUUGUCCAAGAAGAUUGGCGAGGCGGUUGAGCAGGAUGAGGAGAUUGCUAGUAUUGAGACGGACAAGAUUGAUGUUCUUGUUAAUGCUAGCGAGCCUGGUGCUAUCGCUGAGUACUUUGCUGAGGAGGGCGAUACUGUUGUUGUCGGACAGGAUCUUGCGCGUAUCGUGACGGGUGAGGACGCUGGGUCUGUCAAGAAGAGCGAGGGCGAGGAGUCAAAACCUAGGGAGGAGCCUAAGAAGGAAGAGUCAAAGCCUGCUGAGCAGCCCAAGGCCGAGGAGAAGCAAGCUGCUCCUGCUGAAGCUCCCAAGCCCUCAAAGCCUGCUGAGUCGAAGCCCGCGCCCAAGGAGUCUAAGCCCAGCCCUCCUGUUCAAGGUUCAUCAAGCGGCCCCUCCCGUGGAGAGCGAGUCGAGAAAAUGACACGCAUGCGCAAGACCAUCGCCGCGCGCCUCAAGCAAUCCCAAAACACAUGCGCCUCUCUAACAACCAUCCAAGAAGUCGACAUGACCAACAUCAUCGCCUGGCGCGCCAAGUACAAGGAAGAAGUCGCUGAAGAGCACGGCGUUCGUCUCGGUUAUAUGGGCGCUUUCACAAAAGCUACUACACUCGCUGCGCAAAAGGUUCCCCAGAUCAAUGCUAUGAUCGACACUGAGAAGGAGAUCAUCACGUAUCGCGAUUAUGUUGAUGUGAGCAUUGCUGUCUCGGCGCCUAAGGGCUUGGUUACGCCUGUGUUGAGAAAUACACAUGAGCUGAGCAUUGUUGAGUUGGAGAGGGAGGUUGCUUCUGCUGCUAAGAAGGCUCGUGAUGGCAAGCUUACUAUGGAGGACAUGGAGGGCGGAAGCUUCUCCAUCAGCAACCCCGGUAUCUUCGGUUCCAUGUUUGGAACUCCUGUUAUCAACUACCCCCAGGCCGCUGUGUUCAACAUGAACGGUAUCCGCCAAGAAGUCGUCGCCAUCAAGGGCGAGGCCGUCAUCCGACCUAUGAUGUACAUCAGCUUGACCUACGACCACCGUCUCAUUGACGGCAGAGAGGCUGUUACCUUCUUGAACACUGUCAAGAAGUACAUUGAGGAUCCUUCGCGCAUGCUCCUUGUUUAA
Fusarium subglutinans is the source of this 1305-nucleotide messenger RNA. RefSeq names its product dihydrolipoyllysine-residue succinyltransferase E2 component. Gene Ontology annotation, cellular component: oxoglutarate dehydrogenase complex. NCBI's taxonomy places the organism in Eukaryota, Fungi, Ascomycota, Sordariomycetes, Hypocreales, Nectriaceae. Gene Ontology annotation, biological process: tricarboxylic acid cycle. Gene Ontology annotation, molecular function: dihydrolipoyllysine-residue succinyltransferase activity. The coding region runs from base 1 to 1305 and encodes 434 amino acids. The record is from RefSeq and is a predicted model, not a curated record. The transcript is spliced from 4 exons.